This is a messenger RNA of Closterium sp. Yama58-4, 2388 nucleotides long. The record is from the annotation of a GenBank genome assembly. Lineage: Eukaryota; Viridiplantae; Streptophyta; Zygnematophyceae; Desmidiales; Closteriaceae.
AUGGACCUCGAGAAUGAUGGCGCCGCGGGUACCGCCGCCGUGUGGGCGCCCGUCUCCCCGCCGCAAAUCCCUCUCGUCGACGGAUUCAGCUUUCACCAAGCGCCGCUUCCGUGCGCGGCGGCUAAAUCCACGGAAAACAACGAAUGGGGCGGCGGUUUCAUGGUAGAAUGGGCGGGCGGAAAGCGCAGCGAAGAGUGGGGGGUGGAGAACGGGGGUGACAGUUGGGGCGUUAUGGGGGAGGAGGAAAUGAUCGUGGAGGGAGUUGCGGAAGCUCCGCCCACUCCGCUGAUCCAAGCGCGCAAUAACAUCUCCGCUUCUGCCGAUGUCUCCCCCAAAAAAACCGCCACUGUUGCCACAUGUGUAACGAACGGAUGGGAUCCGCUGCAUCUGAACCUGCAGUCUCGGGAGAUUGUUCAGAAGAAUCUUCAGGAGAAGCCACAGUGGCAAGUCGGCCAAGGCAACGACGGCUCCUGCCUCACCACUUCCCCCACCGCCGCCACCCCCGCCCGCGGCGGCUGCGCUAGCCGCCGAAGCCUCGGGGGAGUGACCCCUUCCGCAGCAACCAGCUCUUACGCCGCUGGCGCAUCUUUUGGACCCGCUAACGCUGCGCCCGCUAUCCCCCUUCUGACUCUUCCGCCAUCCGCUUCCUUCACGGGCUCGCCGCCUAGCGCUGCUGCCUCGCACGGUACGGGCACUCAAACCAUGGAAUGUGGCGGCCACGUGCCAGCAGCGUGGUUCACUCCCACUGCCACGUCAGCCACCAACGUCCCCCCUGCAUCGCUGAUGUCAGCACUGGGGUCGCUUCAGGGCAAGAUUGCCGCGCUGCAGCUGUUGAUUCCGCUGGUGGCGCAGAGCGGCCCCGAGCCCGCCGUGCGCGAGCAGCAGGAGGCGGCGGCGGUGGGCGUGGCGGCGGUGAUUCAGCAGGUGGCGCUCGCCGCCGUGGGGCUGCUUCCGCCGCGCCUGCAGGCGCAGCUUCUGCUGCCCGACAUCGCGGGGGUGGUGCGCGCGGAACAGAUGCGCGCGGAGCAGGAGCAAUUGGCGCAGAAAUACGCGGAGCUGGGGAAUGCGGAUCAGUCCGCGGAGAAACAGCAGGUCGAGGCGGAGGCGCAGGGGCAAGCGGAGGCGGAAGGGGUGCAGCAGCAGCCGCACAUGCAGGAGGCGAUGAUGAUGGCGCUGGCGCAAGCGCUCCAGCUGCAGGAGCAGCAGCAACAGGAACAGCAGCAGCAGCAGCACGAGCAGAAGCCACUAGCGCUUCCCACCGCUCCCUCUCCUCCUCUGCCUCCUGCUAUCACUAUGUUUGCACCCGACGCCGCUGCCCCUUCAGCCGCGCCUCCGCCUGCUCCGCUUGCGCUUGCUGACCCUCUUGCGGGGCCUGCUGACACUCUCCUUCCCCGCCCUCCCCCUCCCCUCGCUUCACCCGUUUCCGCAGCGGCAUCCGGAGCCGGCGCCAGCACGGGGGAAGGCGAAUCUGAGGCGGGACAGGAGGGAGGAGACAAGGAGGGAGAGCAGGAAAGAUCGGGAGGGAGCAAGAGGAGAAGGGAAUAUGAUGAUGAAAUGGAGGCAGCAAUGGGGGAAGGGCCACUGAAGCAAGCUAAGGUGGCGGAGAGCCAGGCAGCUGAUGCCUCUGGGGAAGAAGCAGCACCAACCAGUCAGCAUCCUGGUGCAGCAUCCCGGUCAGCUUCUGGUACAGCAUCUGAGGCAGCAGCAGGAGCGGCAUCAGGCGGAGAGUCCAUGGGAGAGGGCUGCGAAGGCUCCAAGGCAGACACAGACACUGUCGCAGCCACAGCCAGUGCCAGCGACAGCGGCGAGGAGGCGGCAGCAGCAAGCAGCGGCGGCGGGGCGGGGUGGGGAGCAGAAGGCGUGCGUGUGGGGGAGUGGAUGGUGGUGGAGAUGCGCGUGGCAGAGCUGACCAACGACCAGAUGCACUUCUGUGACGCAUGCGGCAAGGGCUUUAAGCGCGAGGCCAACCUGCGCAUGCACAUCAAGGCACACGGACGCAUGACCCCCAAUCACCCAGCAGCGUCUCCUCCUCCCCUCUCCUCUUCCCUAUCGCCCCCCGUGGACCCAGCACAGUUCCGCUUCAGCUGCCCUGUAGCGGGGUGCAAGCGGCACCGGGAGCAUGUGGCCUUCCAGCCGCUCAAGACGGUGCUGUGUGUGCGCAACCAUUACCGCCGCUCGCACUGCCCCAAGCUGCUCGCCUGCUCGCGGUGCGGCGGCGCCAAGCGGUUUGCAGUGCUGGCGGACCUGCGCACGCAUGAGAAGCACUGCGGCCUUACCAGCUGGACCUGCUCCUGCGGCUCCCGAUUCAGCCGAAAGGACAAGCUGAUGGCCCACCUGGUCACCUUCAUCGGCCACUCUGCCGUCUCGCCGGGGAACAACCGUGCGUGA